Peromyscus californicus insignis is the source of this 3046-nucleotide messenger RNA. It is a transcript of the gene Angptl1, whose product is annotated as angiopoietin like 1. The transcript is spliced from 5 exons. Gene Ontology annotation, biological process: cell surface receptor protein tyrosine kinase signaling pathway. NCBI's taxonomy places the organism in Eukaryota, Metazoa, Chordata, Mammalia, Rodentia, Cricetidae. The record is from RefSeq and is a predicted model, not a curated record. Bases 1053 to 2525 code for a protein of 490 amino acids.
AAUUUCACUUGUUUUAAGUGAUUACAUAUAAAAGCAAGUGUUGUGUGUGUAUGGUGUAUGUGUGUAUUUUUUUCUUUCCUUUCUUUUUUUCUUUCUUUCUUUGAGUCAGGUUUUCACUUACUAGCCCUGGCUGGCCUGGAGCUCACUGUGUGCAUUCCAGGCUGGCCUCAGAUUCAUAAGGAUCCGACUGCCUCUGCCUUCCGAGUGCUGGGAUUAAAGGUUCAGCUAUAAAAGCAGUUUUCUCUUAAGAAACUUGACAUAGUUUAUUACAUUUUCUUGAAGGUUUAAAAUGUCCUGAAACAGCGACACCAGAAUAAAAUGUUUAGAUGUUCCCGAGGCUGUAUAGAAUUGAAUGUUAGGUGCCUGCUUCCCAGGAAAGCCUAGCUCCUUACAGCUCGACGCUACUUCUAAAGUGGAGUACUAUUUUUUCAACUCAAAAGCUCUGUGGCCGGCAGACUACAAUGUUUAUUUUAUAAUUGCUUGCUGAACUACGAUAGUCUGUUUCCAGAUGGUGCCCUUCCUUCAACCUGCACACAAUCUCGCCUUGUUCAGAGCUAUUCGACCUCCCGCAGCUCCAGCUCCCUCUCCACUUAGGGCUACAGAGGAAAUCCUAAGGAGGAGAUUUCCACCCCCUCCCCAGGCUCCAUCCGUCUUCUAAUGACGUAAUAGGUGGGCUGAACUGAGUCUACCGAGGAGGAGAGGGAAUCACUCUUGGAGUACUGUGCUGUGCAGACAGUCUGUCAGCUGCGGCUGGUUACUGCCCUUCUCCAUGCGGCAGACAGCACAGCCACAAUGCAUUCGCUGCUGGAUUAGAGAAAGUCCACAGACAGCCCCAAGUUCCAUAGGUGGCCUGUCAAACUCAGUCGACAGUGCUAUAAAAACAAGUUCCUCACUGCUUGGAUUCAACAGUCAGAAACAAAAAUGCAGUUGCCCCUGAAGUCAGAGACGAACGGACUUCUACACUGAUCUUUUAGAGAGCAGGGAAGGACGAAGUUUCCGGAUUUACUUUUCAACAGACACAAAAGGACGCUGUGGUACAACUUCAUUUCAGAAUGAAGGCUUUUGUUUGGACCCUAGCUGUGCUGCUCUUUCUACUGGGCAUUGGUCACUGCAAAGGAGGACAGUUCAAAAUAAAAAAAAUCACCCAAAGGAGAUAUCCCCGUGCCACGGACGGUAAGGAGGAAGCAAAGAAAUGUUCCUAUACAUUCUUGGUACCUGAACAAAAAAUAACAGGGCCCAUCUGUGUCAACACCAAAGGUCAAGAUACAGGCACUAUUAAAGACAUGGUCACGAGGAUGGACCUUGAGAACCUCAAGGAUGUGCUCUCCAGGCAGAAACGCGAGAUCGACGUCCUGCAAUUGGUGGUGGAUGUAGACGGGAACAUUGUGAAUGAGGUGAAGCUGCUGAGAAAGGAAAGCCGCAACAUGAACUCUCGAGUCACUCAACUCUAUAUGCAACUACUGCACGAGAUUAUCCGUAAAAGAGACAACUCCCUCGAGCUUUCUCAGCUGGAAAACAAAAUCCUCAACGUCACCACAGAAAUGCUGAAGAUGGCAACAAGGUACAGGGAACUAGAGGUGAAGUAUGCUUCCCUGACUGACCUUGUCAAUAACCAGUCUGUGAUGAUCACGGUGUUGGAAGAACAGUGCUUGAGGAUAUUCUCCCGACAAGACACCCACGUGUCUCCCCCUCUUGUCCAGGUUGUGCCCCGACACAUUCCUAACAGCCCCCAGUACACGCCUGGCCUGCUGGGAGGCAAUGAGAUACAGAGGGAUCCAGGCUAUCCCAGAGACGUAAUGCCGCCACCGGACCUGGCAACAGCUCCCACCAAAAGCCCUUUCAAGAUUCCAGCAGUAACUUUCAUCAAUGAAGGGCCAUUCAAAGACUGUCAGCAAGCAAAGGAAGCUGGGCACUCAGCCAGUGGGAUUUACAUGAUCAGACCAGAGAACAGCAACGGACCGAUGCAGUUAUGGUGUGAGAACAGUGUGGAUCCUGGGGGCUGGACUGUCAUUCAGAAAAGGACAGACGGCUCUGUCAACUUCUUUAGAAACUGGGAAAACUAUAAGAAAGGGUUUGGAAACAUUGAUGGAGAGUAUUGGCUUGGACUGGACAAUAUCUAUAAGCUCAGUAAUCAAGACAAUUAUAAGCUGCUGAUUGAAUUAGAAGACUGGAGUGAUAAGAAGGUCUAUGCAGAAUAUAGUAGUUUUCGUCUGGAACCCGAAAGUGAAUCUUACAGACUGCGCUUGGGAACUUACCAGGGGAAUGCAGGGGAUUCUAUGAUGUGGCAUAAUGGCAAACAAUUCACCACACUGGACAGAGAUAAAGAUAUGUAUACAGGAAACUGUGCCCACUUUCAUAAAGGAGGCUGGUGGUACAAUGCCUGUGCACACUCAAACCUCAAUGGAGUAUGGUACAGAGGAGGCCAUUACAGAAGCAAGCACCAAGAUGGAAUUUUCUGGGCUGAGUACAGAGGCGGGUCCUACUCCUUGAGGGCCGUUCAGAUGAUGAUUAAGCCUAUUGACUGAAGACAGAUAGUCUCCAAAUAAAUUACACAGAACUUCACUUUUCAGUUCCCCAAAUGUAAACAUUACAUGCUACUUGGCACAAUUUGUUUUUACAGGUACAGUUUGUAAAAUAAAUUGUACUGUGACUAUAAGAAUGUAUCUGUGAAUAUAGCUCCAUUUCCCUUUAAUAUGCUACAGAAGAUUAUUUGUAUGCAAAUCUGUUAUUUUAAAAAUUAUAUUGACCGAAUACAGGUAAAUGUAAAUAUCUGCCAUGAUGUAAAACAAAGCUUUAUUUUGAAUCAAGUCCAAAUACAUGAUCAAGAUACUUAAUGAUUUAUUUAAAAAAAUGUAACACUGCUCUAAUGUUCAAUGAAAAAAUAAUUUUAAGACUUCAGCCAUGCAGUUCAUUUUAUUUAUGAAAAUAUAGACAGGAAAUUAGAGAAAGAUCUCUAGUUUUGCCACUGAAAAUGUUUUUCCAUUGAAUAAAAAUUUAAAAUAAAAUUUUAAAGUGAAUUAUGUUUUUCACUUGUAAUUAUUUUCUU